This is a messenger RNA of Plodia interpunctella (Indianmeal moth), 3700 nucleotides long. RefSeq lists its product as uncharacterized. Bases 95 to 3607 code for a protein of 1170 amino acids. The record is from RefSeq and is a predicted model, not a curated record. The transcript is spliced from 12 exons. Lineage: Eukaryota; Metazoa; Arthropoda; Insecta; Lepidoptera; Pyralidae.
AUGUCAAUAAAAAUUAUGUCUGCUUUCAUAGCUGCAUUUUCUUAUUCGAUGUAAAAAUUAAUAAUUUCAAAAUUUCUGAUAUCCAUUUUAUAUAAUGGAUUAUAGCAGCGAGUCUGAACUGAUAGAAUCUUUGGAUUAUUUAACACUACCCGUGAAGAGGAGUAGUUCUAUUGGCAAAGGAAGUGGUUUUUGUGAAAAGAACAAAACACGAUAUUUAAGAGAUUUUAGAAACAAAGUUUCUCAUAAAACACAAACCUCGCAUUCUUUGCAUAGAUGUAACGAUUCUAUAAUACUAAAUAGUACAAAAAAAGAAAUCGUACAAUAUUACACCGUCUUGAGUGAAACGUCCUCCGAUAAGUAUUUAAAAAUUUUACAGUCCGAGGAGAGAAACAACCAUAAAAAACCUAAAUCACUUAUCAAAGUUACUGUUACACCCAAAAAACCCAAACCGCAAAAAUUGAAUAUAUUUUCGAGACGCAAUCAAAGCUCUAAACAGCUCCACAACACCGUGUCUGAGGAAGACCGGUCUAACAAAGCUAAACAUAUGUGCUUGGUCGUCACUGGAAGAAAACGAGAAAGACAAUAUAACAUAAAGACUACUGAAAGUGCAAGACUAUUGAAUGAUAUACGCAAAGUAAACGAUGAUAUAUCAUUAGAUCAGGUGAAAAGUGUUAAACACUUAAUAGAGUCUUUGAAUAUGGACAAAAAACGAAAAAAAGCUCCGGCAACCAAAAGACCGGCGUCACCCACAAAACCUAAGGGCAAUGCUACGAAAACUGAAAAGAAUAUUGAAGUCAGUGACGGACAAAAUAUGGUCAGAAUUACAGGGCAGAUUGGUCUAGGGCAAGACAACCAACUCAUGGUGAGAUGUGGCGUGGAGGGGACGAAAGCUCCAAAGAGUAUAGAAAUGAAAGAGUACCAUCCUUCAAGCUUUGGGGAACAUAUUGCAGGAACACUACUACACACUGUCACUCAAGGUACUCAGAUGGAUAUCAGCGUGGUGGAUAGCGCACCACAUAAAAGUAUCCCACUGUAUCCAAACAACAUGACCUGUUUCUGUAACAAUGUCAAUGAAUUUGAGACUUCACCUAACGAUCACUCUGCAGUCAAAAAAUGUCAAAGUCCUCUUGUUGUAAUAACAGUCUAUCCAAACGAUGAGCGAUGUGAAAAUGUGAAGAUUUUUAAAAACCAUAAUCGAUGUCGAACCACUUUAGAUGAGAUGUAUGGAAGUUUAACAAAUUUGAAUUGUAUGCCACAAAGUACUCGAUUUAAUAACCAGUAUCAAGAAGAUAAAGAAUGUGUUGACAAAAUUAAAAAAGAAUCUGGCGAAGACAGAAAGAGGCGGCCCAGAUCUGCUUCUAGAAGUGGGAAAGGGAAAAAAGCAGAAACGAAAUACAAAAGGGGUUCUAGUCGACCAAGAAGUGGAUCACGUAGCACAAAUUCUAGUUCUAGUCAAAACGUGAAAGGACAAAGACCUAAGACAACGGAAAAUGCCACUCGCCCAAAAAGCCCUAGAAAUCUGUCUCCCAGUAAAAAUACCGCUCAAAAUUCUAAACCCAAAGAAACAGAAAACCGACAAAUGCGUGCAAAAACCCAAUCACCCGAUACAAAAAACCAAAAUGUAAAACGACAGGAUGAAGGUAAUAAAAACAUUUCAAGUAAAAAUAAAAAGGAAGAAAAGUACAUGAAGAGCCCCACUUUAUCGAGAAGUCCAUCUCCUAGUGGAAGCUCUAACCAUAAUGUUAAACGGCAAAUCAUAGAAAACAAAAAAAACAAGAAGCACGAAUCCAGACAACAGGGAUUACAAAGAAAAGAAAAGGAAACUAAGUCUCAUUUGACUUCGACAGCAACCAACACAGACCAUGUGUUGACCAAAAAGGCUCUCGUAGACUCCUUCACAAAGGAAAUAAUGGGGCAAAUGGGAAAGCAUAAUAAAAAAGAUAAAUGUAAAACCCCACAAUUCACAGAGUCUCAAUUACAGAUCAAUAUAGAAGGUGAUAAUGAAAAUUACGACGUAUUUCUGCAACAAGGCAGAAUGACCACUGAUGUUAGAGUGAAAAAGACUUCAAAAUAUCCCUCAGAACAACGAAACACAGAAAGGUAUCAGUGUCAAGCAUUCCCGGAUCCUGCUUAUAUUAUGGAAGAAAAAUCAAAAUCGUUAUUGAACAUGAUAGAUAUGGAUGAUUUUAGGGAGACUUAUGAAUCGCACGGUCUGACGAACGCGAAUGACAUAUUGGAAAUGCCAGAAAUGAAAGUUAGGGAUAGUUUAGAAAUUGGCCAUAAGCGAAAAGACCGUUCACCGCGGAACACAAGAGAGGAAGAUUUCGAAAGAGAUUUUGAGAACCACCUGCGGGAGCAAGCUGGUGCGUCGGCUGCGAGGGAUAGUUUCGCGCCGAUCAAGCAUUACAGAGGUGACAAGUGCCUCAUCCCUGACCCAGUCAAAAGGGACAAGGAAGUCAGGCAGCUGUUGGGUUUGGAGGCGACACGGAAUGACUGUUGCCCGUGCCCUUACCAGAUGCCGCAUCAUCAUCGUAAAAAUGAUGAAUCGGAACGACUAUGUGAACUUUUUUAUGCGAACGAUAACUACCGAUCACGAAAAACAAAAGACGCUCUACGAAACACGGCUCAGAUCAAUCGAAUUAAUUAUCAUAAGAAAACUAUAAAACAGACAACCGGCACACAAUACGAAGCGCCAAAUUAUAGUCUGGACAGUUCACUAUCAAAAAAGUCGACAUUAAAUCGUAACAUCCAAGUACUCCUUGAAGUUCAAAAGUUUACAGAAGAAAAACCAAUAAUCUUAUCAAGAAAACAGUAUCAUAAAGUGAAAAAGGCGAUAGAGCAUACGAUAUCUAAACAUCGUCCGAAGAGCAGAUUAGCAAAGGCUAAAUGUAGUAUUAUGAAUAUUGAAACUAAAAAGAAAAAUGUCAAAUAUAUUGAUCAAAACAUAGGAGAGAAACGAAGUCAUAUCAAUAUAUUUUCUACCAAAUCAAAGGAAGUAUUUGCAAGCAACGAGACUGCAGUAUUGUUCACAAAAGCGUUCAUACGAAGCAAAGCGCAAGCGAAACAAGAAGAGCCGGUGAAGCACCACAUAUCAAUAACUGACCUGCGCAGGUCGUUUCUUGAACCUUGGAAUGAGUCUUCCACUAAAGUUGCAGUAGGCUCAUCUUAUUCUCAUUCUAUACAUACUCUUUUCAAAGGACUCAAAAAACCCCGCACUCCUAACUUUGGAACAUCGGCGUGCUCGUUCUUCUCAAACAGCAUUAAUGAAUAUCAGGAGUGCGACUCGGUGAAAAACUUCAAGUCUCAGCUAGACAAACCCAUCAGAAAGCCGUUUUUGAAAAGGCUCAUUUCAUGUUUGAUCUUGAGGGCGAGUACAGCUUCAGAAGUGAAGUUAUCAGCCAUGCCGCGACGGAUGUCUAGUAACAACAGCUCAAUCGACUCGUAUCACAUCAGCACAUCACUUGGGGCAAUAGAAAUGAGUUCGUCGAUAUACGACACCUCGGAGUCUUUCUACAGUAACCACAGCAUUAUGCCAAUCAACAGUAAGAUCAAGAAAGAACGGGGCUUCUUUGGUUCUAUGCGCGGUUUACUGACUGGAAAAAAUUAGUGCUAUAAAUUAAAAGGAUAUUUAUAUUUUUGUUUUGAUUGUACAAUUUUACGAUUUUUGUAUAUGCUAAUAUAGUUUUAUCUUUGUUGCGUA